CAGUCAGACCGGAGACACCGGGGACCGGGAGCCGCUCAGACCGGAGGCACCGGGGACCGGAGGCCGCCCAGAGCGGAUACACUGAAGAGCGAGAGCCGCUCAGACCGGAGACUCCCGAAACUGGAAGCUUCUUACAUCACCGAUUUGUUGUAUUUGCACCGGAGACUCGGGGCCGUUUAACCUCCCGUUUUCUGGGUAACGAUCUCCACUCAAGAGUGAUGGGUGUGUGAAUCCCGACUGAGGAUGUGGCUUCUCCUGUGGGCGACCUGCUGGGGGCUGCUGGGGGCAGGGUUUGCUCUGCAGAUCCAGUGCUACCAGUGUGAAGAAUUCCAGCCGGAUGACUGCUCGGCCCCGGAGUUUAUCGUCAACUGCACGGUCAACGUUCAGAACAUGUGUCAGAAGGAAGUCCUGGAGAAGAGCGAUGGAACGCUGUAUCGCAAAUCAUGCGCAUCGUCUGGAGCUUGCCUCAUGGCCUCGUCAGGGUACCAGUCCUUCUGCACCCCGGGCAAAGUGAACUCUGUUUGUAUCACCUGCUGUAAUACUCCUCUCUGCAAUGGACCCAGAGCCAAGAGGAAGGGGAAUUUGGCAACAGUCUUCCAUGGGGGAUUCCUGGCCCCGGCUCUGGCACUGUUUGUGACCCUGAUAACCUUGUAACCUGGAACCUCUCUAGAAGCAGCCCUGUUCUUCUUCGUUGGGGACAAGGACGUGAUUUGUUUUCCAAAGCAAAAAUGACAGCUCACCAGAAAUAUAUUUUUGGUUAUAGAUGGUUUGGCUGAUUAAACUUUGUGCGCGGUUAUAAUCUUCA
Spea bombifrons (plains spadefoot toad) is the source of this 805-nucleotide messenger RNA. RefSeq names its product LY6/PLAUR domain containing 1 (gene LYPD1). Bases 244 to 654 code for a protein of 136 amino acids. The record is from RefSeq and is a predicted model, not a curated record. Lineage: Eukaryota; Metazoa; Chordata; Amphibia; Anura; Pelobatidae. Gene Ontology annotation, biological process: acetylcholine receptor signaling pathway. Gene Ontology annotation, molecular function: acetylcholine receptor inhibitor activity. The transcript has 3 exons.